Symbiodinium natans is the source of this 564-nucleotide messenger RNA. The record is from the annotation of a GenBank genome assembly. NCBI's taxonomy places the organism in Eukaryota, Dinophyceae, Suessiales, Symbiodiniaceae.
AUGCCUCCCAACACUGCCCAGGUACGAGUCACUGGCCAGGAUCCCAGAUGUCCCAGACGGGUGCUGAAAAAGAGCGCUGCGCGCUCUGAAGCCCAAGAUGAUAUGCGCCAAGCCGCUCGUGCCAUAUUUUUUUCUGUGUCCAAGCCGAGCAUCACCGAGCUUCGAAGGAACGGCUGGAUGGCCAUGUCCAGAACCUUGAAACCAAGCGGUUCAAGGCCCGAGCGAGCCAUUUUCAAGCAAGUGAGGGUCGUCGCCCAACGUUGCCACAUGUUGCUGCUGGCAGAUUCGAUUCCUGGCUUUCGCCGCCGGUCCAUCCACAAUGCUGCUGGUGUUCGCGGCGUUCAGGUGCAAAGUGAGCAGCCUUGCGCCGUGCGUGAAACACAGACAUUGCCAAGUCGUGACUCGCAGGGUUUGGUCGCGAUCUGCAGCGUGCCCAGAUCAGGGCGAUUUCGAUCGCACCGGGCAUGCUGUCUUGCGUGGACAUUGAUUGUUGGAUGGACUUGUUUCUCGAAGGCACGCGAGGAUUCUGAUCGAGCCGGUGUCCUGGAAGCUCGCCUGCUUUGA